Messenger RNA from Anopheles coustani, 974 nucleotides. RefSeq names its product protein lethal(2)essential for life-like. Lineage: Eukaryota; Metazoa; Arthropoda; Insecta; Diptera; Culicidae. Gene Ontology annotation, biological process: response to heat; protein refolding. The coding region runs from base 187 to 798 and encodes 203 amino acids. The record is from RefSeq and is a predicted model, not a curated record. Gene Ontology annotation, molecular function: protein folding chaperone. The transcript is spliced from 3 exons.
GAGGCCGGCUGUGUAUAAAUAACGCACCUCGAAGACGCUGACAGGCUCAGUCAGCGUAGAAGCCCCGUUCGGUGAGUGUGGAAAGUGGUCGGAAAAACGGUAACGGAUUAAGUGUUUGGUGAAAGUGUUUCUCGAAAGUGGAAGUGAGGGUGCAUAUUUGUCUGGAAGUGUUCGAGUGCAUUCGAAAUGGCGUCCGUUCCGAUGUACUUCCGCGACUGGUGGGAUGACGAUCUGUUCGAGAGUCCCCGGCGAACUUCUCGACUGUUCGAUCAACAGUUUGGCACCGGCAUUUUCUCCGAGGAUCUGCAGAAGAUGGCGUCCAGCUUCCACUCGUCGAACCUGCGCUCGUCCCGCCUCGGCAGCUUCCGCCGGCCGUGGAGUGAUUUCGGUACGCCGCGGUUCAGCAGCAGCCUGACCAGCGCCGCCAGCGCCACCGUCGAGCGGCUGCAGAUCAACCUGGACGUGCAACAAUUCACACCGCAUGAGAUCACCGUCAAAACGGUCAACAACUCGGUGGUGGUGGAGGGCAAGCACGACGAGCGGCAGGACGAGCACGGGUACAUUUCGCGACACUUUGUCCGUCGCUACGUUCUGCCGGACGAUCACGAUCCCAAGGACGUCGUAUCGAGCCUGUCGUCCGACGGUGUCCUUACGAUCGUGGCACCGAAGAAGGCACAGCCCCCACCGGCGGAAGUCGUCUACGAGCGGACGGUGCCGAUCCAGCGCAUCGAGGAGCGAACGACGGAAACGGUGCGCAAGACGUCGGAAAGUGUGUCCAGCGAGUGCGGCGCAAAGUGAGCGGAGGUUGGAAGGUGGGCCAGCAGAAUGAACGAACCAGCCGACCUCAACGUUUUGAUUAUUCCCGUUGUCGAACGUACCUUGAACCAAAGUGAUUAGCUAAAUGUGCAUGGAAGUAUUAGGAAGUGCGAAGAAAAGUUACGUGGUGUAAAAUUAAACCCUGCAACCAUUUAUUU